Molecule: messenger RNA, 1222 nt
Organism: Schizophyllum commune H4-8
Lineage: Eukaryota; Fungi; Basidiomycota; Agaricomycetes; Agaricales; Schizophyllaceae
Exons: 5
Coding region: 32-907 (291 amino acids)
Source: RefSeq, a predicted model, not a curated record
GCUCUUAACCGUCAUCAUCUGCUGCACAAUCAUGCUCACCACCAUACCUUCUGGGUCGGACGAGGAAAAUGUUCCAGUGCCCUCCAAAGCACCCUCCUCCAAGCACACAUCUAUCGGGACUACUCAGCGGCGAGUUGUGGACGAACUGGUCAAGGCGACUCGAAUGGAUGCACCUUCUACAUUCUGCGUCGUAACCUUAGCCGGCGAACGUGCGACAUACUUGGAUUACGCGUAUGUCGUCGAGCGUGCGACAGCCCCAGAAAUUCUGACGAAGUUAGAAUGGUCAUGGGGCAUGCAGUACCAGACGUUCAAUGUUCAUACGGAGUUCAAUAUUCAUCCCCUUGACGUAGGCCUGCACAGGUUCUUUGACCGCAAAGGGCACAACGGGUGGUUUUGGCUUCCAGUCCUGGACGACGUGAUCCGCCAAAUGUGUCGAGCCUAUACGGGCAUCACAACCUCUGGUGCGACUCCGAACCACCUCAACGCACGUCGCAAACCCCAGGAGUUCUAUCUCGGCAACAAAAACCACCCCUACAGGCUAAUCCCCUGCCCUGCCAUGGACGGAACUUGUCCGAUCAGUGUAUUCCCCGACGUCGUCUCCAAAUGUGACCCGCAUACUCCGAUGGAGGACCACUACUAUCCCUUCGACAUUCUGCCAACUAGAUCUCUCCAUGUUCCGUACCAUCUCGUCAUCUGCAACACCGGGCGAAAGCUGUUCGGAUUCUACGAAGGUCGCCGCCCCACCGAAGUCCAACUCGAACACGAUUUCCCCAGUCUUGCCCCUAAGGAUCGCCGGACAGUGCUCGAUGUCUGGGACAUCUACGAUGCGUGGAUGCACGCCGUACCGACUACCGAGUGGCAGGACGGUCCAGUCGGUGACGGCGGCGAUGAUGAUGCUAUCCAUUGAUAAGUGGCACUGUAGGCCUGAACGGCCUAUGUCGCCGCUGUCUACUUGAUAAAAGGGCUCUGAGGGUGUGUAAGUAGUACGCAAGUAUAUGUAUAGUACGAGAUACCAAGGAGGUAGGGUGCGUGCCCGGGAGGAGCCGGGGAGGCCUAGCGGCCUCUAGCUCUAUAUAUAAUGGUCAAGACGAUGAGCGAGCAGCAAGUAUUUACGGUAUCAGAGGUGGUCUGCGACGUGUAGUAGUAAGAGAGUAUGUAUUACUAUUAGAUAGCAUUAUUCUUGGGGAGUUAACGGGGGAAUCGCUGGGUCGUAUGUUGUGGG